UCCGCGCGGCAGCGAGAUGAGCGGGGCAGGGUCUGCGGGCACGGCCGGGGGACUGCGGGUAGAGGGGCUGCCACCGCUACCCAAAAGCCUGAGCGGGCUGCUGCACUCGGCGGCGGGCGGCGCGGCGGGCGGCUGGCGACACCUGGAGCGGCUGUACGCGCAGAAGUCGCGCAUCCAGGACGAGCUGAGCCGAGGGGGCGCGGGCGGCGGCGGGGCGCGGGCUGCGGGGACCCGGACCAAGCCCCCCAACCUGGACGCCGCGCUGGCGCUGUUGCGCAAGGAGAUGGUUGGCCUGCGACAGCUGGACAUGUCCUUGCUCUGUCAACUGUACAGCCUCUAUGAGUCCAUUCAGGAGUACAAGGGAGCGUGCCAGGCAGCCUCCAGCCUGGACUGCACCUAUGCUCUGGAGAACGGCUUCUUCGAUGACGAUGAGGACUUCCAGGAGCAGGGCUCGCUCCGAGAAGGCCAGGGCCAAGGCCCUCCCCGGGACUUGACACUGCCUGUGAGCCACCUCUCCAGCAGCGACUGGAUUCUGGAGUCUCUCUAGCACCCCUGGAGUUCAUCAACACAGACAGACUGGCAGCAUCUGUUUCUCUUCUUGCAAGAAAGCAUGUUAAUCUCUCCAUGGUGGAUGGUUCAUGGGCACCUGGGGACCGGUGCCUCCAGUCUAACUUGUGAAUAAGGAGUUUGUUGACAAGUGGGACAGCCUGCUCAGUUGGCUGCAGGGUCUCCCUGGUGACCUAGAGGCCUGUUAGCAUAUCCCUGGCAUUCUGAGUGGCACCUGCCGGAGGCUGUGACAGAAGGGUUCCAUGUGGAAAGCCUUCAUGGGCCUUCUGGGGGAGCUUGCUCUCAGCCAGCUUCUUUGUAGGUGGCAGGUGUGUUGUACCCUCUUUAAGAAUGCUGCGCUGGUGUGUGAGAUGUGGAAACCGUUUCCCCGCCCAGAGUCCCCAAGGUGGUCUUCAUCUUUUCUUGCUGUCACUGAGCUGUUAGCUUCUUUGCUCAGAUUUCUUUGAAAGUUGCAUCACUGAAUUGUGAGAACUUUCUGGAAGGAGGAAAUAUUCUGCCACUCUGGUCAGCCACUUUUCUGCAACUUCCAAAACUGACAUCCGGCAAAGGUAAAGGGGAAAACUUGAACGAAUACACCCUGAAUGGAGAGAGAAAACCUGGGACACCAUGAGUGAUGGGUGACAGCUACGGACUGUAGACUGCCGUGCUGUAAAGCAGUCCUUCCAAGCCUUAAUCUAUUUAUUAAAACUCUUUCACGAGAGCGUUACACUGUCGGUUAAACAUGGAUAGAGUGCGCAAGUGUCUCUUGCCGUGUGUCGUUUUGUUCGGGUGUCUGGGGAUGUGGCUCAGUGAGUCCGGUGAGCCCCUAGCAUGUAUGAGGCCUGGGAUUUGACCUUAGUAUCAUGUCAGCUGGGCAUGGUGGUAUGUGCCUGUAACCCCAGGACUGAGGUGGAGGCAGGAGGAUCACAGAGAGUUCAGGGCCACUUUGGUCUACCCUUUCUCAAACAAAACAAAAAUCAUACUCUGAGCUCACAACCUGCAUGUGAGUGCAAUACAACACAUAUUGAAAGAAAGUGAAGACUUUUUUGGCCAUUAAGUGAAUUUUAGGAGGUAGAAUUAUUUCUGUUAAGCUUGGACAGUUGUUUCAUUGGUACCGGACCACAUUUACAACAAGAUUUCACCUGGUUUAUCAGAGCACACCAGGUUCCUUCCUCCUCUUUUGGUGAGAAGUCUGCUCACCAGUGCCCUCUGGAGUCCAGCAAGGGAAGUGCAAUUUAACAAGUGAGUUAAGAGGGCACCAGCAACAAAGCAAAGGAUUACACAAAAGUCCACCUUGGCAAACCGACAAGCUUGUUGAUGUUACUCACUGGCCUGCGUAAUCCCCAGACAGCUACAUCAUCACAAAGUCCCUCUCCAGGAUGGUCGGUGAGCUUCCCGUAGCUGUGCAGAGGACGGUCCUCUUUCCCCACGCCCUCCCAGCAGCUAACUCUCAUACUGUACCCUCUCACCUUCAAGACCAGACCAGGAGACCAGAUGUGACAGCUGUUCCCAUCAAGAUGACAGUGGCUGUUGUGCUUGGAGGACCGUGUACUGGUUACUUUGUCAACACAAGCUUGAGUCAUCUGGGAAGAGGGACUGUCAAUCAGGGAAUUUUCUCCAUCAGACUGGCCU
This is a messenger RNA of Microtus ochrogaster (prairie vole), 2178 nucleotides long. It is a transcript of the gene Fam89a, whose product is annotated as family with sequence similarity 89 member A. Lineage: Eukaryota; Metazoa; Chordata; Mammalia; Rodentia; Cricetidae. The record is from RefSeq and is a predicted model, not a curated record.